AUGGCAAACCAUAUUGCAUCUAUUCCUACAUUGGACAUUGGACCUCAAUCAUGGUAUCUCGAUCCCUAUCACCGAGGAGGAACUAGGACAGGCAUCAAAGAGAGCGGGGUGUCUCGAGAGAAGCUCAUCGUGGCAACCAAGGUCAUCACCAAUAUCGCCGAUAUUCCUCAGGCCAUUGAUACCAGUCUCAAGAAGCUCCAGCUUGACUAUGUGGACCUGUACUUGAUCCAUUCUCCAUUCUUCACAAAGUCAAAGGAAGAGCUUCAAGCUGCCUGGGCCGCUAUGGAGCAAUUAAAGGCAUCUGGGAAGGCCCGUGGUACAUCUGUGAAUCAGAUUGAAUUUCAUCCUUACCUUCAACAUGGCAAUCUUGUUCCCUACCAAGAGAGUAAAGGUAUCAAGACUGUUAGUUAUGGUGGUCUCACUCCUGCCACCCGGGCUCAGGGUGGGCCAUUGGACCCUCUGCUCUCUUCCUUGGCCACCAAAUAUGCAGUCAGCCAGUCCGAGAUCUUGUUACACUGGACCAUUGACCGUGGCUGUGUGUCUAUUACCACCAGUGGCAAAGAAUCCCGCCUAAGCAGCUAUUUACGCACAUUUACGUUCAAACUGACACCUCAAGAGGUUGACGAGAUCUCUACGAUAGGCGAGCAGCACCAUUACCGUGCAUUCUGGCGUGAGAAGUUUGCAGAGGAUGAUCGUUCCUGA
Penicillium verrucosum is the source of this 702-nucleotide messenger RNA. RefSeq lists its product as uncharacterized. Gene Ontology annotation, molecular function: oxidoreductase activity. The transcript has 4 exons. Lineage: Eukaryota; Fungi; Ascomycota; Eurotiomycetes; Eurotiales; Aspergillaceae. Bases 1 to 702 code for a protein of 233 amino acids. The record is from RefSeq and is a predicted model, not a curated record.